This is a messenger RNA of Hydra vulgaris (swiftwater hydra), 815 nucleotides long. RefSeq lists its product as uncharacterized. The record is from RefSeq and is a predicted model, not a curated record. NCBI's taxonomy places the organism in Eukaryota, Metazoa, Cnidaria, Hydrozoa, Anthoathecata, Hydridae.
CGCAGAUUUAUGUAGUCAAACCACAAACGCUCAAGAAUUUUUUCAAAUGAAAGUUUUGGGAUUUACCAAAGCGCGUUUAAAGUUUAAUUUUCUUUAAAAAAAAAAAAAAAAGCAAAACAAAUCUGUUAAUAAGAGUUUUUAAAAUUUGGGAGACAAAAUUUGCAUUGUCAGCACUAUUAUCAAACCUGUAUAAUUUGUAAUGAAAAAAAAAAGACAUCUUCUAGCAUAGAUUGCAAGUAUUAGAUCGAUUUGUUUGUCUCAAAGUUAAAAAAUAUAUAAAUGAUGGCAAAAUUAUCUGCGAACAAAAACAUAGGCAGAACUAAUUGUGUCGCAAUUGAUGACAGUGAGUCGAGUCAAUAUGCUUUUCAGUGGUACAUUAAAAAUUAUCAUAAGCCUGAAGACACCUUAGUUCUCAUUCACAUACAUCAGAUUCCGCACACUGGUGCAUUUGGUUUAAUGUACACAAAAUUAGAACAUUCAGAAAUAUUACAAACGACAUUGGAAUAUAGCAUUAAAAAAAGCAAAAACUUGAUGUCCAAAUAUGCAGCAGAAUGCAUAAAGAAUAAUGUAAAAUAUAAAUGCGUUUUAGAAGAUGAUAUAAAAGCACCAGGUCAAAUGAUUUGUGACAUUUCUAAAGAAAAUGAAGCUAAUCUUUUGGUUAUUGGUCAAAAACGCAUAGGCUCUGAGUUUAUUGGAAAAACUUGUAACUAUGUCUUGAAGAACUCAUCUACUCCAGUGUUGAUGGUUCCAUACAGUUGGAGAUUAAAAAAUAGGAAAAACAGUUUGAAUAUGGAUUAAGAUAUAUUUUUAUUUGA